CUGAGCCCAACCGAAAUCUGGAAAGUUCCACGUCUUUCUAGCAUAACCCUCCUGUUAAUUUCCAGACUCAUCUCCCCUGUCCCUUUCCCGCACCCUCCACCACAUCAAUCUGCAGUAUACAUACAUCAUCACCACCUCCACAUUAUAAUCAAUUGACCGAUCAAGAAUCCCUUAUAAACACACAGCUCUACAUCGCGAUUUUCCAUUGGAAUUCUAUACCGAGUGCACGGAGUUUUGAGUGGAAGAACACACAGAUUUGGAGAAGUAGAAGAAGAAAGAGGACAUGGGUGUGGAUUACUACAAGAUAUUGCAGGUGGACAAGAAUGCAAAGGAUGACGACUUGAAGAAAGCUUACAGGAAGCUAGCGAUGAAGUGGCACCCUGAUAAGAAUCCCAACAACAAGAAGGAAGCUGAGGCCAAAUUUAAACAGAUUUCCGAAGCUUAUGAGGUUCUAAGUGAUCCACAAAAGAGGGCUAUCUAUGAUCAGUAUGGUGAAGAAGGUCUGAAAGGUCAAGUGCCGCCACCUGAUGCCAGUGGUCCUGGUGGUGCAACAUUCUUCCAAACAGGAGACGGACCAAAUGUGUUUAGGUUCAAUCCUAGAAAUGCUGAUGACAUCUUUGCAGAGUUCUUUGGCUUUUCUAGCCCAUUUGGAGGAAUGGGAGGUGGUAGCGGAAUGAGGGGUGGUUCCAGGUUCACUGGGGGUUCCAUGUUCGGGGAUGAUAUCUUUAGUUCUUUCGGAGAAACCAGACCAAUGAGUGCAGGUCCAAGAAAGGCGCCACCCAUUGAGCAAAAGUUGCCUUGCAGUUUAGAGGAGCUAUACAAGGGAGCAACAAAGAGGAUGAAAAUUUCUAGAGAGAUAUCCGAUGCUAGUGGGAAGACCUUACCAGUGGAAGAGAUCCUGACCAUCGACAUUAAACCUGGCUGGAAGAAGGGGACAAAGAUUACAUUCCCAGAGAAAGGAAACGAGCAGCCGAAUGUCAUUCCUUCAGAUUUAGUAUUCAUAAUAGAUGAGAAGCCGCACAGUGUGUUCACAAGGGAUGGCAAUGAUCUUGUUGUUAUACAGAAGAUAUCACUAGCAGAAGCAUUAACAGGCUACACCAUCCACCUCACAACACUUGAUGGACGGAACUUGACUAUCCCUGUCAACAAUGUGAUCCAUCCCAACUACGAAGAAAUAGUGCCCAGGGAAGGGAUGCCAAUUCCUAAAGAACCCACGAAGAGGGGUAAUCUGAGGAUCAAGUUCAACAUAAAGUUCCCAACUAGGUUGACGGCUGAACAGAAAUCUGGAAUCAAGAAGCUACUUGCUCCAUGAGUGUAAAUACCCUGAUUAUAGUUGUCUCGAGUCUCCAGUUCCGGUCUUUCUAGGUGUGGGUGGGAUUGUGUUCAUUUUCAUAAUUUUAUUUCUUCUCCUGGGGAACUGCAAAGCUUUUGCACCUUACGGGCACUGAAUGUGUUUGUAGUUGGUAGAGAAUAAUACAACAAAUCUUGACCACGAACUUGCUUGUAAUCAGAAUUAUCUUACAAUGCCACAUAUAUUAUACACUUAAAAUUCUUGUGCAGUAAAAGCAUAUA
Sesamum indicum (sesame) is the source of this 1572-nucleotide messenger RNA. RefSeq lists its product as uncharacterized. NCBI's taxonomy places the organism in Eukaryota, Viridiplantae, Streptophyta, Magnoliopsida, Lamiales, Pedaliaceae. Gene Ontology annotation, cellular component: cytosol. Gene Ontology annotation, molecular function: protein-folding chaperone binding. The record is from RefSeq and is a predicted model, not a curated record.